Messenger RNA from Lineus longissimus, 3146 nucleotides. RefSeq lists its product as uncharacterized. Bases 276 to 1073 code for a protein of 265 amino acids. The record is from RefSeq and is a predicted model, not a curated record. Lineage: Eukaryota; Metazoa; Nemertea; Pilidiophora; Heteronemertea; Lineidae. The transcript has 6 exons.
GACCAAGGUUGAGCUAAACAAAGAUGGUGGACACUUCAUAAAUUUUAAAUUUUUGCAGUGAAAUAAAUCAAUAUUACUCCCACAUGUAGUGUGCUUGUUCAGUAAUUGUACCAUCUGCUUGGUUAAGUUAUUCAAAAGUUAUAUACAAUCCUAUUGGUGGCCAGUAGAUACACUGAAAGUUGAUAGGAAGCAUGCCUGGUAUGAUCAGAUCUAAGAAGAUGUGAAAAUCUAUCACACCCAGUUUAGGCAGCCUAUACUGGUUGGAUGAUCUCAAAAUGGAGACAGUCAUAAUGAUGGCAGUUCUUGUUUUGGCUGUGGCUGUGCCCAAGGUUAAGCCUAUACACGGAGGAGUUGUGCCGUGUGAAUUCCAUGACUACCUGUCCAGCUGCCACCUAAUCAUAGGAGGGCGAUUCCCGAGUCAGAUCACUGCCACAAUCAACCAUUGUAAUGACCCUGUCGAUGUUAGCAUCAGUGUUAUGUCUGAUGUGCACCGCAUUUCUUGGUCUCAUACAUUCGGCAACCACCAUGAAUCACAGGAGGUGAACGGCUUCCGAAGAAACGUCAGGCUCAAUGUUUUUCUUUAUCAAGAGAAACAGAAACAUAGCGUAGAUAUCAAGGCUGUUUUUGAUAUAGAUGAAGUAUCGGAUCCAUUUUUUCUCAACUCUACGGUCCAUAUCUCCAAGGCCACAUCAUGUGGUAUACUCAAUGGUGCUGCUGGCCUUACAACCCUCGUGAUUUUUAUCGUUAUUAUCCUGUGCUUAUUCAUCGUUGUUCCCUCCAUCAUCUGGUACAAACGUCGCCAACACAUACGAAUGCGGAACGCCCUCGUUGAACACAUGGAACCGCCGGGCCGGACACCGCCAAGCUCAAUAGAAAUGCGGCCAACACCACUUGGUGCGAUCGAGGAGAACAUUCCAGGAGAACAAGCCGAGCAUGAAGAGGAUCCCUCUAGUGGUGGGUCUGUCCCGUCAGCGAGUACGCGCGAUGUGAUUGGACAAGAACAUUCACUAGAGUUAUCUAAUGAUUUAUCAAAUGGGACACACGUGAAUACAAUGAGUAAUGGAUAUGUAUGAAGUUUUUAGGAGUGAGGAAAUUUGAAAGUUUUCUGAUGGGGUGCUUCUGAUUUCUGUUGAUAGAAAUUGAUGAAGUGUGCUGUGGUAGGUGGCUAAAAGUGUGCUGAGUGUGCUUCAGCCGCGUUAGAUUUGAGAGAGUAAUAUUCCUGCCUCUUCACUCUCAAAUAUGAAUGUUGUUGGAAAUUUGAUACGUGCGGAUUUGAACAAUGUUCUUUCACAUAUAAUUCUACUGCUAUUUGGCAUGAUAUUUUUAGCAACACUGCUCUGGGUGUUUUUUAUAGAAUAAAGUUGUUUUCCAUGAGGUGCUGUAAUAUUUAUAUUGGAGGAUGUGUCUCAGUUUGAACUUGAUUAUUUGACAAUGCAUGUAGGGAGGUCAUUGGCCUUGUCAGAGUAUAGUUAGAAGGUCCGACCAGAGUUAGUGUAAAACUAAAAUGUUUGAGUUACUGAUCCUGUUCACAUGUUUUUGGGACCAAGGCGUGAAUUAGAAAUGUCUGAGACGAAUCAGUUUGAAUGCAGGAAUCCUUCCAUAUUCUAAUUCUGACAUAAAUCAGUCAUGUCAAUCUUUAAACCUUGUGCCAUUCCGGCAAAUACAUAAUCAUGUCCAAGUUAAUUGUUUCUAUAAUGAAUGAAGGAAUACAAGAAGAUAUAUAAUUUUGAUAAUAACCAUAUAUACACAUGUUGUAUAAGCUUGUGCUUAAGAGUGUGAUAUAUUAGAGUGGUUUUGUUUUGCUUUGUUUCAUAAAUCAUGAUGCUGUAAGUGAGGAAAAUUGUUUGAAAUUCCCUCAAAAUACUGCAAAGAAAAACUCCAAGGAAGGUACUGGCGUUUGUAAACAAACAUGUAUCGUGCACUGCAGAUUAGUACGAAUGUGUGAAAUAUAUGAAAUUAAGAAAAAUACAUGUAGCUCACUUUUAUAGAGAAGAAGAAGAUUCACUUAGAUUCGAAGCCUCUUUUUGGGGCAUAUUUUGAAACUGCGUUUUUCACAUUCGACAAGUUUACACAUGUUAUGAGGGGAGAGAUUUGAAUAGUAAUGACUCUGUUGGAACAUUGCAGAAAGCAUCAUACGUAUCAGCCUUAUCUAUGUUGUAUUUGUGUGUGGUGUAGGGUAUGAUCAAGUCUGGUUUGGCGUGACAUUAAGUGACUGUUGAUGUUGUUGACAUUAGCUAGUUAGCAGUGGGAUGCUCUGAACACAUCAAAAACAGAUGCUGUUCAUGAACAUUGAGAUUUUCUUUCCAAAUAGAAAUCUUGUUUGUUGCUAGAUUUUUAAACCUUGUACUGUUCUGCUCAUUAUGACUCAGCUUUUUUUAUUUCUUUAAUCCUUUUUCUCUGUGCAAUUAGCUUUUAUUGUUUCAGAUGUAAAUACAGCUUGUAAAUUAUUUGUCACAACAACGUCACAACUUCACAGAAGUUGUUUAUCUGCUUUUUAGCACAGCUAUAAUGUAAACAGUUUGAUUUUGAUUUUAAUGCUCUUUUUUUGAAAUGUCUGACUGCAUAAUAGAAGGCCAGUUGUGGUGGAGAAGUUAGACUUUGAAUAUUUAUUAUAAGUUUUUUUACAACCUCUUUUAGGUUAGCAUGCAGGUUUUGUUUUACAUGUAAAUCGUCUUUCUUUGUGUUGAAAAUGUUCACUGCUUUGGUGUAUAAAGUAUUGUGGUAUCACAUUCCAUACUUGUAGUUAUAUCUUCUAAAAGUACGACAUUAUCAUUGAUUAUCUGUAUAUCCAUCGGAAGGUAUGUAUACAUUUCUGUCUUUGUAACUUAUUGGUUUAAUGCGGAUGUCUACCCGCUUUCAUAGUGGUUUCCAGCUGACUGUGGCAAAUGUAGGAAAUGUUUGAAUGGCCAGCUCGGUGAGGCAGCUCGAAGUCUUAGAAUGAGACCUACAUCAAACCUAACACUACAUGACACAAUACCAUGCUCUUCAUCCAUCUUUCCUCCACAUGAGGUGAGCACAAUGGCCCUGGCCAUUUCAUUUCCACAUCCGUCACAUCCAGCUAGACUCCAACCUCUGUGCUGAUCUCUGUCUGUUCCAUCCAAGCACUUUCUACCUGACUGCCUAAUAAAUGUUUACACAGAAAUUGA